Messenger RNA from Mercurialis annua (annual mercury), 1174 nucleotides. Its product is annotated as annexin D3. Gene Ontology annotation, cellular component: cytoplasm. NCBI's taxonomy places the organism in Eukaryota, Viridiplantae, Streptophyta, Magnoliopsida, Malpighiales, Euphorbiaceae. Gene Ontology annotation, molecular function: calcium ion binding; calcium-dependent phospholipid binding. The record is from RefSeq and is a predicted model, not a curated record. The coding region runs from base 172 to 1065 and encodes 297 amino acids. The transcript has 5 exons.
AUAGAAACAGAAACAGAGGAAACUGCAAACUUAUUUUCUACAGUUAAUUUCCCAUUUCUGAGUUAGUUUUUUUUCCCGAGAAACAAACAUUACUGAGAGAAAAUGGCAACACUUAGAGUACCAGAAGCUGUUCCUUCUCCAACACAAGACUCCGAAAAACUCUGAAAUGCGAUGCAAGGAUUUGGAACAGAUGAGAAGGCAAUUAUAUGGAUAUUGGGACACAGAAAUGCGAGUCAAAGGAGGAAAAUCAAAGAAACUUAUCAGGAAAUUUACAAGGAAUCUCUUGUUGAUCGUCUCUUCUCCGAGCUGUCCGGUGAUUUCAGAAAAGCAGUAAUUUUGUGGGCAUAUGAUCCAGCAGAGAGAGAUGCAAGACUGGCCAAUGAAGCAUUGAAAGCAGAAAUGAAAACCACAAAACAACUGCAAGUGAUAGUAGAAAUAGCAUGUGCACCAUCAUCUCCUCACCAUCUUCAAGCAGUAAGGCAAGCUUACUUUUCUCUAUUUGAUUGCUCCCUUGAAGAACACAUCAUUGCAUCUAUAGUCUCUCCACCCCUUAGAAAGAUUUUGGUCAGUCUGGUAAGCUCUUAUAGGUACGAUAAAGAAUUGGUUGAUACAAAUUUAGCCAAAGCGGAGGCGGAGAAGUUGCACGAAGCCAUCAAAAGUAAACAGUUAGGAAAUGAUGAUCUAGUGUUCAUCCUCAGCACUAGAAAUGUAUAUCAACUACGAGCAACUUUCCGAAGCUAUCAGCAAAACUUCGAAACCCCUAUUCACCAGGAUGUACAAAAAUGUGGAAAUGGUGAUAUGGAAUCUCUGUUGGAAGUGGUGAUUUGCUGCAUAGAUUCUCCAGAGAAAUAUUUUGCGAAGGUGAUCGGGGAUUCCAUAAUCAGGCUCGGAACAGACGAAGAUUCAUUGACGAGAGCAAUUGUGACGAGAGCUGAAAUUGACAUGAUGAGAAUCAGAGGAGAGUAUUUCAACAUCUUCAAAACUAAUCUUGAUGGUGCUGUUGUUGAUGACACUUCUGGUGAUUAUCAGAAUUUCCUGAUGACUUUACUUGGUGCAAAAAUUUGAUCAUGUGUUAUGCCCUUCUCAUAGAUAUUUCUUCUGAUUGCUGAAUUGUAUGGAAUUAAUAUUUGUGUUUAUGAUCUUAUUUAUAGUUAUCUUUCUCAGGUUAUGGUAA